This is a messenger RNA of Fraxinus pennsylvanica, 930 nucleotides long. The record is from the annotation of a GenBank genome assembly. Lineage: Eukaryota; Viridiplantae; Streptophyta; Magnoliopsida; Lamiales; Oleaceae.
AUGGUGAAAAUACCAGUGAAAUUCAAUAGGGUGGCGGCAGUUUUCGCUGAGGGGGCUAAGAUUAGGACACAUGAUGAGAGCAGCGGCAGCGAGCACUCGGAGUCGGUGGAUUUGUCUGAUCUUGUGAAUUUGUUUAUAGAGAGAGAAAUUACCGGAAAGAGAGAAAGUGAAGAAGAUGUUAAAGAGAAAGAUGAUAAUGAGAUUGAAUUGCAAAGAAAUUCUCCCAACUCUGAGCUGAAAGAUUCGUUGAAAAAAUUAUUGGGCUGUGAAAAUGAUGGUGUAAAAAGAAGAAUUCACGCAGAGGUAGAAAAGGCUUACAAGGAACUCGGUGAUUACAGCUCGUCGGAAUUGAAACGCCGGUUAAUGGCUCGGUUGCGCGAUAGAGGGUUUAAUGCCGGUCUUUGCAAAUCAAAGUGGGAGAAAAAAGGUGGCUGCAUACCUGGGGAUUACGAGUACAUUGAUGUAAAUGUUGGUGCGACUCGCUACGCAAUUGAAGUUUUUCUAGCAGAAGAAUUCAAAAUAGCCCGUCCAACAGACUUCUACGCCUCCUUACUCCAACUUUUUCUUCCCAUUUUUGUUGGCAAAAUGGAUGAACUGAACCAAAUUGUCAGGUUGAUGUGCAGUGCCAUUAAGAAAUCCAUGAAACGCGUGAAAAUUCACGUGCCGCCAUGGCGCCGUCUUGCCUACAUGCAAGCCAAGUGGUUUGGUUCUUACAAACGAACAAUCAAUGAAAUUCCUGUCCGAAAUGGAUACAGUUCCAGUGAAUAUUUAUCGCAAAAGAGAACGGUUGGGUUCGUACCUGUUCUGGUGCGGUUGCCGGAGAUUUCUUUCUAUUGCAGAGAGGAUUUUGCUCGCCAGGGCGGUACUGGCGCAAGACUAGGCAACUUGGCUUCAGCUUUGAAGGACAGUGGAGUGCUACUCGAACGGUGA